UGUCGAUGGCAGCUGCGCCAUGUUGCACUAGCGCCGCGACCGCCGUUUUGGCAAAAGGGGCUAUGGGAGACGAUCGCAGAGUAAUAUUCCCAUUUUUAUCAUUGCAUAUCCAGUAUGAGAAUAUUAGAUACAGCAUCUGUCUUCGGCGCGAGCUAUUUUCUAAAGAUGUCAAUUUUUUGAAACGAAUAAGAAGGCGCAUUCGGCCUUUCUACUGACAUGAUGUCCCUCUCUCAAGCUGGAAACAUUUGGUGCAGAAAUGCAAAAAUGAGAAGAAGCAUUUUUUCGCCGUGACGUUAUAUAUUAGAGCACUACAUGUAGGACAGAAAAAUAAAACGAAAAUGGGGGCCGCGAAAGCAGGAAGCAGAAGAACUUUAAGUAAACAGUCCGUAUGGAUUGCAAAUGUUUUUGGGCGGUCGGAAGCACAGCAGAGCGCUGUUAUGUUGUGUCAGUGUGACCCAGAUGAAGGUCCGGCUUGUAUCGCACGUUUGGCAGAGAAGAUGAAGGUUUCUCAAUGCCUAAUCGGCACGACAAAUUCCUGGUGUCGGUGACAAGAGCGGGAAACUCUUGCUGUCCAUGCAUGACAGAUUUUUGUGAAAUGCGCAUCACAGGAGCUUUGCAUUAUAUGUAGUGAGGUCACGAACGUUCUAAUCUAGCGGUUUUUUUGACAGGCAGUGCGCAAAACGACCGGCAGUUAUCAAGCGGGCGGAAGUGUUUUUGGGCAUAAAAAAUUUUCAAUUAUCAAGCAGCCGGGGCUUUGCCGUCAAACAAGCCCGAGCGGAUUCUAUCGAUUCCCGCUUGAUAAAACGACGCAGGGGAGCCGGCAAAAGGGGCGCCCUUCUGAGGCGCCCACCGCCUUAGUUUCUGGCGGUUUUGGCCGCCCAAAAAGGGGCGCUCAAAAAGCAGCAGUCCGAAAAAAACAGCGAAGCCGCAUAGUAUGGGCCCCAUUUUGGCCCACAUCCGAGCCGCCCAAAAGACGCCACCAAAAUCCGCCAUCUCAGAGGCGGACUUAAGGCCAGAAGAUGAGGCAUCUUAACAAAAAAAACCAAAAGAAACAAAGUCAGCCAAAAGCAAAAAGCGAAUCCGCAUGCUAUUGGCCCGAUUUGGGGGCCCAUGGGGCCGACCCGGGGGUGGGGCCUGGCGGGGCCAUAGCAUGCGGGGAAGGUUUUUCGAUUCGAAACCAAAUGGAGGCCAGUUCUGGAUCGACAUUUUUAGCGACCGCCGUGCCGUCGUGCAUAACAUUACUCACGAUGGCACGGUGGGCAGAGAAGUCGCUUCUGUUUUUAGCGUGAAGACAAAAAAACCGCCAUGACCUCACUACCCCCGCUGAGGCGGCUAUUAUUGGUUCUAGACCCAGAGAUAUUUGCAAUCGUGCACAGUCCGUGGCACUGUUCGUCCUCCGCCUACCACUUCAUCUGGCGGCCCAGGCAACCUGAAUGACCAUCCACGAUAGCAGCCCUUGCAGCACGAAUUCCUCGGGAUCCACCGUUGUGGUGAACAAGUAGUACAUAAAGUAGAAUGAGUGGCGAGGACCCUCUUUCUCUCCUGAAGGCGGCCAAGCCCCGUCCUGCCGUGCCUGCAGUGGGCGGGUGCCCGGCGGGCGCCACGAUAACACCAGCGAAUGCUGGUGGCGGAGCUAAGUCCACCAUGUUUACGGACUCUUUGUUCGAUCUAGAUGACGUUCUCGGUGACAAACCCGGCGCCGGACACUAUCAUUUGUAAAAACGUCGUCCCUACUCCAGAUUUUUCAUGCAAAUCUGCAUGCUGGAGCUGGGCUCGGCUGUCACUGUCUCUCAUGCGCAGCCCGAUGAGGAGUCGUUUCUAGUGGUGUUUUGGAAUUUGUACUGCUAUAAUCUUCACGUCGAUAGGGUGAUGGAUUUGUGAUGCCGCUUCUUUAGGCGAGCACGACUCCUUACACUAAGUGUCCCGAUUUGUCAUGCGGAGUUCACAAACCUUUCGUUUCUGAUUUGUGUAAGCAAAGUGCCCAUCUUGGUUGACUCUGGGGCGCGGACGGUUUUGCAUAGGAUAGGUGCCAGCUGUUUGGCACCACGACAACGCAUCCGGCCGACGCGAAAACCGCGGACUACCUGUUUGCCACCGCUGCCCCGACGACAGGAAGCGCAAACUCACUGUUCGGGGCACCAGUCGGGAUGACCACGACUGCGCCGGUGGCCGGUGCUUCAGCUCCUGCGGUAGCCUCCAACCUCGGCAGUGCCACAGGCGCCGGGGCGGGGCUCAAGCCUUUGUUUCCCGCUGGUGGAUCUUCGUCCUCUUCCACCGGGCGAAAUGCAAAUAAGAACGCCAGCAUUUCUAUGGGAAUCUCAGGGAGGAUAUCGCCAGAAUGAAUGAAUGAAUGAAUAAUGUUUUGCACAUGCAGAAGUAAGGGGACACAAAUUCCAGGCUUUGGGACACGAUUUCUAAGCGGCGCAUGUGAAAAUUCAAUUUUCUUGAUUCAAUAGAUUGAGUCCCCGGAGUGGUUUAUAGCAACGAAGAAGCGCCUUGCCAUGCGGUUCCAGCGACUUCAUACUUGCUGAGCCACAACAGGCUUAAGCACAGGCUCAAUUUCAUGCCAUGCAACAUAGCCAAAAAGCGCAUGACAAGUGUAUCAUUCCACUUCGUAAGUAAGUUUCCAACCUGACACAGCCAUAACCUCCUCAUCGCUUUUUGGGGACUUUGAUGUGGACUUUGGCCUCCCGACGAGCAGUCUACCGGCGCCGCCCCCCGUACCGCACAAUCCGUCAAACAUAUGCAUCGGCGCAGCGACGUCUGGGUUUCGGUCUGGAAACUUGCACGCACACUUGUGAUGCUUGAUCUGACUUUGCAGCGCAGCAGACAAAAAACUGUGUUCCAUGAGCUGCAAGAGUGGCUGCCCACUUGAUAAAAAGUAAGUAAGUAUUUGUACCGAAGGAGGGAGACAGGAUUACUCUCGUGCGGACUAGGCCUCCUGCGUGUAGUAAAACCUGUGAAGAAGUAGAGUUCGUUUGUGCAGCUGAAGGCCGAGCUGCAUUGGCAUUGCAGAUCGUCUAUGUGCUCGUCUGUGUCCGAUAAAGCAAGGGGCCGCAUGACCAGCCUUUGCACUUUUCCAGCCCCAGACGCACAGGCAUUUGCAGUGUAUAAAGCAGUUCGAGCGACAACUUCCUCGACUCUUUCGACUUUCUAGACCCGCCCCCGCCUGCGGUUCCGGCACUGCAUAUGAUAGUGGACAACUUCAUCCCCUGCUCCCUCUCGGUUAGAGCAUGCAUCAAAAGGUAGCAUGGAUGAUUUUGAACCUGCCUGAAACCUGCUCAUGCAGCCUCUGCGGGGCAAGUUCCGGCCCGGAGUGAAGGUGUACGUAGGAAUUGGUAUUUUGUUGCAUCACCACAAAAAAAAAUGACUAAGGGACGAGAGUAGUUGUUGUCCACUGUUAUGAUAUAGUCGCCCAGUACGACCACGCUUGGAGGAGCUCCUGGGGCGGAAUGCGGAACGGUAAAACAUGCCAACACCUCCAAGAACCCGCUGUUUAAUGCAGGCGGAGGGUCCUCAUCCAGCACCGCCAACUUGCUUGCCUCGGAUGGUCGUGCAGCUGUAUCCCAGGAAAAAGUAUUUCAGUUACACCUUUGCUGUAGCUUCAGCAAUACAAAGUUGUUGUAGAAGAGUGAGAAAACCAAAACGUGUAAGAAUUAUACAGAGGUUGCUUGUCUUGCUUGGCUUCUGGCGCAAUGUGUAUCUGUAUUAACACUUUUUUCUUUUCAUACUACAUCGGCUCGUCCACCACGGCGGCAGCCCCACGGCUGGGAGAGCCAGGCGGCGCACCGGGGGCACCCCUCUUUGCUGGCAAGGGACCGACCGCCGGUCCGGGUCGCGUUCCCGGUGGUGGGGGCCACCACCACAAGUCCGGAUCUCGGGGUAUGUUCGGCGGGCUGACCUCGCUCGCAAGUUCCGUAAUGCGGCAGGGAGAAAAGAUGCUGCAGCAAGCCGCGGCCGCCAUGCCCGAAAACGAAUUCGAACAGCCGUCGGGCGUCGCGGGGGCUGGAUUCGGGCCAGACGCCGCACUGCCUUCCGGGGCCGCCCCGCCAGCGAGUGGAUCCGGGGGCGGAAUGUUUGGCGGCACGGCCGCCGCUCUCCCAGCGCAGCAGGGCGGCGCACCAUCGGGCGAGACCAGCUUCUUGGCGUCCGGCAGUGCCUUCCUGAUGAACAAGGGACCCGUAGCAACUUCGCUCGGCGGACCGGCGGCUGGUGGCCUUGUGUACGAGCCGCCCGAAGACCUCUUUGAGCUGUAUAGAAGCGCACUCAGGUGUUACACAUUCAGCGGUUAGAAUGAAACUAACUAUAAAGGAGAUCAUGCAAAAAGACGAGCUAUGAAAUAUAAAAACGAAAACCUGGCUAGAUUUAAAUGCCCUAAUCCCGUCCACCGGUUGAAAGCGGAUGACAACUUAAGUAGUCCUGGAGCCUGAAAGAAGAAGUGCACUGUAAUCCGGCGCAAUUUGUACUGCGAAAACCGCAAUAAAGCGCGCUCCUUUUGCUCUGCUUUUCAUGGAUGGCAACGGCCUUCCAGAUGCACACUUCACUGUAACAGUUAGGAUUUUUGCAACACCUGAGGAGGCCUCCAUAAGCUGCCGGACGCGUACCGUUUCUGGAGACCGACCGUAGCGUGGUCCGGUGACGCGCACGACUCCCCCGCCUCCCGCACUGCUGACGGCCUGCGGCGAAAAGCUGCGUCGGGGACUGCUGCGAAAAGUUGGACGGCGACCGACCCGCUAGUUUCUUUGCUCGCCGGAGAGCAGAUUUUGUUUGAGGUCCCGCGUGGAGGAGCGACACCCGCACCCGGCGCGGCCACGAACAUAGCAGCGUCGUCGACGCCGCUGCAGCACGUAGACCCUAGCGGCGGGAUCAAGAUGGUAGUGCCCACCGUAUUUCCCUGCCCCUAUCCCUGCAAAAAGCUGACGGUGACCAACUACCGUCUGCAUAUGCAACUGAAUGUCGAUAGCAACCUGCUUUUUUCGGACGGCCACUGGAUCUUUUGCUCCGGCGCAGGACGUAUGGAUUGCAAAAAUGUCUGGGUCUGGAACAUUCUAAACUUGUGAUGCUGUCUCUGGAUUCUGAAAAAAAAUUGUAUUGCAUGACCAGCAAGAGGACUCCAGUUUGUGCUACACGGAGAGGGCAUUUCUCAUGCGGUAGAGGUAUCACAAGGCGCUCCAAAAAUCUGUGAUGCUACGGCAUGCAUCACAGACAUCACGGGUCAUGGAAAAUAUGCAUGACAAAUCUAGAAAUCUUCCAGACCCAGACAUUUUUACACUUGAUAGGACGAGGCCCUGCGCAACAUGCAGGAGCAGACAGCAGUGCGGAGGGGGCCGUGGCUGCCUCGGGUGCUGGAUAUCAAAUGUAAAAAUGUCUGGGUCUGGAAACUUGUGAUGCUGGGUGGCGUCUCAUGAUGAGGCCACAUAUGCUGGCUCAGCAUGACAAGUUUCUCAGCUUCUAGGUGUUGCCUAUUCUGCAUGACAAACUGCGUUUCUGCAUCACAGAAAAAUGGAGCUCUUGGGUAGCGUGCAUGACAGAUUUAAGAGUCAUGCCAGACAAGCAUGACAAACAUGCAUUCUCCAGACCCAGACAUUUUUGCACUUGAUACUGGACCGGUGCCACCGAUUCCGGACGGUAUCCUCGGAAACCAAAGCGUGCCCACCUCAUCCUUCACUCUAGCAGAAACGCAUGACGAAUUUGUUUGGCCCGAAGUGUAGUCGUGAUCAGCUGCUAUCAGCGUGGCGGCAAUUCACUUAUUUUGCCACGCGAAACGCAAGACCAAGAUUGCAAAUUGUGCUUUUACCAACGAAUUUAUUGUAAGUACGCCAACCACUCACUCUAUCUUUUUUGUAACCCUGAUUAGAAGUUACACAGCCCACAGACAACCUAAGAAAACCCAAAAACUAACUCGUGCACUAUUUUUUUCGGGCUGCGCUAGCGCUGUCGACCACACGUUUAAGGCAUGAUGAAAGCAACAAUUUUGGGGGUGGGUACGUUAUUUUUGACCAGGACACGCGAAUUUACUGCCUCGGUGCAAGAUGAGACAGCUCUUCGCGGGGUCACAGCGUCUUCAUCUCCCUCCAACGCCUUGACAAGUACUAGUUCAGCGAGCAGUUCUUCCUCCCUUCCCGCAUGGCUACACGAAGCGGGGCUCCUGUCCAUUCCGUGGGGCGCAGUACUCAGCAUAUGCACUGCAAAUACCUAGAUCAACAUCUGCGUCGGGGCACUAUUCUUUGAAGCGUGCCAUCCCUAGCGCAGUGACAACAUUGAAGUACUUAGAGCUAUGUACGUAAGUAUUGGAAAAUCUAAGUCGACCGUCCUAUAUUAAUGUUGUCGAGAACGAAGUACCAUUACGAAGAAAUGAGUGUGUCGAGAUCUGGCAUGGGAGAAUCAGGAAGACAAACUGCCCGCACCUGGCCAGACGCUAGAUGGCUGCUACAUAUUUGCGGGUGAUAAAGCAUCAAACAGUACGAUUCCAGUGGGGUAGCCCGUGUAAAAACUGCGCGUAGUCAUGAAGUGCGUUCUUUUCGCGCUUUUGCACUAAGCAACAACCUGCUAAGACACAGAUGUAUGAUGCUGAAGAAGAACGUAUACAACAGUAAGUAGUAUGUUUAUGCUAUAUGGAAAUCUAAAUGCACAUGAACAUUAUCGAUAGGCAUGACUGCAAGAUCGGGCGUGCAGACGUGUGCCUCGUCAUGAUUAGCUAGUGUGGCCGCUGGACCAAGCCGCUAGCUUGCCCUGAUCGGCUGCAAUGAAGACCCUUCCUCAUAAUUGGGCAUUCUCCAGCUGCACGUUCCAAAACAAACAUGAUCGGGCAGCCAUUCCCCGGGCAGGAUCGGGCUGGUGAAGGGGGCCGCAGUCACGGUGGGGAGGUGCGGGCUUUCGCAUGGGUUAGCCCUCGCCCGCGGGGGCUACCAUCCGCAUGUAGCGCAGGGUUGGGAUGAGCUGCUAGUCAGUGUUGGAUCUCUUGUUUGGGCAUGUUUUAUUGCCGCGGGCAGCCGCAGCACUACAGUGCCGGGAGGUGAAUUUCGCGGGAGUGUCUAGAUGAUGAGUAGCUGGGGCUCGACUUAUAAUCUCUACGAGUUGCAUUGCAUUGGGGGCCAGUGGGGCCAGCAGGCCUUUUUGUCUGUCGCACGCUUCGGCUAUGGGGAUGCACCGGCCUGGAGCUACCUUGCUUUUUCGGCCGGCUACGUUUGGCCAGGCGGUCUCCCCCCGUCGGCCUGAUGUCAGUAUUACCCCUCAACAGCAAGGGUGGGUAGGAAUUCUUUUCCUUUGGUUUUCGUCUUUAAUGCAGGUCGGGCUGGGAUUUCUGGCGGUUUCUAUCUCUAUGUGAUUGUCGGGUUUGUGAACGUCACAACUAGGCUUUGGCGGCUUGAGGGGGACCGACUGGCAUUUUCUCUCUAUCGCUUUCGGAGGGCCGAGUUCGUGCUCGCUCCUUUUCCCAGGGGGUUUUGCCCCCUGGCGUUUACGGUAGUUUUGGCCUUGUUGUUCGGUGGGGCCGAAUAAGUUGUUUUUGGAACUGGCUUCACAGCUUGGUAGCUACAAGGGCGGCCCGUCAACAACUUUACUUUGCGGCGAGAGCCUGCGAGGGGGCACUUAGCGGAAUCGGGGCACCCCGGACAAGGCGAGGGGCUGUGGCGUCGGCGCCGCCCUUCAGCAGGUGGCAGCAUUUGGUAAGAGUGCCUGAGGGCGGGCUCCCCUACUCGUGUUAGCGGGUCUAAUUCGAUAGCGGGAUCUACAUACCCGCCGGAUAGUAGGUUAACGGCCGGGCUCUUAUCGGUUUGCACGGAGACGGAUAUGAGUGCGCUCAGGUCUGGCGUGGCGCUAGUUUCUUGGCCGGGGUUUGGUGUUCGAAGGGGCCGACGCCCUCAGAGUCAAACUCAAAGGCGCCAGUCUACUACUCUGGGGGCCUAGGUAUCAGGUGGGUCAGUAGCUUUUGGACCUGGGGGCGCGUCCCGCAUCAUCAUAUACGAUGCCCCUCGGCGCAUCAUUUUCGAGUAAGUGACGGAAAGGACUAGACUUAUAUGGAAAGGGCUAGCAGAUCCCUGGUAAGCUAAUGCAAGGCGGCACGACUGGACCCGCAUUCGAGGCGGGGGUCGUGCCAUGGAAAAUUUCUUUCGAUCCCACCCACCCACCCGGUGCGCUGUUUCCUCGCGCCCACGCGGCUUUCGUGGUGACAGAGGAUUCAUUUUGGGAGGGGCCUUGAGGCAUCCCAGUAGGCUGUCUCAGCGGUGAGGGACCGAGACGCCCUUGCCCUCUCUCCUCCGAUCACGCCAUAGGGCGUGUCGGGUGGUUGGUUCAGAUUGAUAGGACGAUAGGAACGGAGCGAAAUGGGACCAGGCGCAUUCUCCAGCUGCACGUUCCAAAACAAACAUGAUAAAAGCAAGAUUAUGAACGUAAAUCGCUGUUAAUGGCAGAUCAAAGCAGAAUGGACCGAUUCUGGUGGGCGAACAACAAUUCUUAUUCGAAGCAGAAGGCACGAUUUACAUCGUGAGUAAUCGCGAUUACGUCGCGAUUUGCAACAAGUUCAAAUUCUUACUUUACAUUUUUAGUGCUUUUGUACCACUCUAAAAAGCCUAAAGAUUUUGAUUCAAACAUUCACUUUUUGUCGCUGAUGAAAUGAAAUCAUUUUUUGCCGUAACUCUUCUUGCAAAUUUUUUCAACCCAUUUGUACUUUUCGGCUGCUGACUGUCCGACUUCUUCUUUGUAUGCUGGCGACUCGGGAUCCAGCUGCUUGUAACUCGCUCGCACUUCGUCUUUUUUCUUGAUCAAUUCCUUCAAACGGGGAAUCUCGCUUUCCAACUUUUCCUUCAGCCGCCGCAGGUGUCUUCUUUUGUCUUCACCCACGCGCUGCCGAUCUUCACCCAACUUUCCUGGUGGUCUCGGGUGGAUCCGUUGCUGACGAUGUAACUCACGCUGAUACUUUCGUCUUUCUGGUUCUUUGUCUCUUCUUCUAACUGCUGAAUUUGUUCCGCAAUUGCUGUGGUGCUGAAACUCUCUUCGUUGGAAAGGUUCGCGUCGACGGUUAGUUUAGCAACUUCGCGAGCAAGAUCUUCGACUUGCUGUUCGUCCUUUACCCGUUGUUCCUGGUCGUGGUCGACCGCUUCUUGCUUUCCAGCCUCACCGACGGAGAGAACUGGUCCACAAGCCGCAGUCUUGGGCUUGAUGAAGACCCUUCCUCAUAAUUGGGACCAGGCGCAUUCUCCAGCUGCACGUUCCAAAACAAACAUGAUAAAAGCAAGAUGAAGAUUAUGAACGUAAAUCGCUUUCUUAGCAUUGUAAUUGCGAACAGCACGUGGAGGUGGACGACGACGAGCAGUAUUUUUUCACGGGAUACCGCUACAAGGAGAUUCUGAAAGACAUCAGCACCAUGAUGGGUGGUUUUUCUGACAUAUGGAUUGCAGAUAUGUCUGGGUCUGGAAACUUGUAAUGCUAAAAGUGAAUGAUAGAGGCACUGCCAUACGCAGCUAUGCAUGACAAAUCUUUUGGCUGCCAUGUGCAUGUCUUACGUAUUCCGCAUGACAAACUGCGUUUUUGCAUGACAGGCAAGAGGGCCUUUUCGUGCCUAUGCAACACAGAUUCUCGAGUCAUGCCAGACAAGCAUGACAAACUUGCAAUCUUCCAGACCCAGCCAGUGGACAUAUUAGCACGUUUAAUCUCUCUCUACAUAGUGCAUUCACGUAGUUCUCUUUUAUUUUCUUUCUUCAAAAAGUUCAAGUCGUUCUCUUCCCCGUGCUGUACCAAGGUCUUGUUUCCAGACAAAACACCAGACAUAUUUGCAAUCCAUACGAAACUUCAGGCCUGUCGGCGCCGUAUCAAAAGGAAAACUCUACCGCCUGGCGAUACGCAAUAGAGGGAUUUUUUGAUUGCAGAGUGCGACAUAUGCAAGUAAGAGUACGUACUAGACUUGAAGAGGAGCCUUAUCUUUUCUUGGUAGUGAUGCAGUGUGUAAGUAGUCUGAGCCUCUGCAGCUGCAGCUUAGCCGGUAGUAGCUUCUAGCGCAGUAGCGUAGUCGUCCGGUCGUUGGUUCGGCACGCUAGACGCGCCUUCUGUAGGGUCUCGCAGUAUUGGAAACCUCUUCUCGACGCACAGCACGAGAGAAAGCCACUCUAGCUCUGCCCGUUUUUUUGUAUGCAGCGCAACCAGAAAGAGGACCGAAGAACAGCAGGGUUGUACAUCUUGGUACGCAAAUUUGUGAUGCACUUGCAAAAACAUAUAAGAGCGGGGUAACAAAUUCUGACGAGUUGUGGCCUUCCCACUUCUCACCCGCCCGGCCGGGUGGGUGACUAGUGGGACGGAACCAGGAUCCUGACCACGAGAACGGCGAAAAGCAAGAUCCGGCCAGCUGGUCAUCCGGCCAGCUGGUCAGGAUCCUGGUUCCGUCCCACUAGUCACCCACCCGGCCGGGUGGGUGAGAAGUGGGAAGGCCACAACUCGUCAGAAUUUGUUACCCCGCUCUAAUAAAAUCCCUUGAGUACUACUACGUGUGCGAUAUAAUAUGAGGAAGGAGUUGUAGUUUUCCACGCCAUACGCCGGGGCACACUUUCAGCAAGGCACAGCUGGCCACCGAUGGAGGCGGUUGCUGGAAAAUCGCCACGAAGGACCUGCGUGCCUUCUACCUAGAGGACGUGCCACCGCAAUUUGGUGCGCAGCUGCAGGAGGCCUUUCGCAAAUUCGCGAACGCUGCCUACGGUCCGGCAAGCCUGGUAUCCAAUUGAAAACGUCAAGGGUUGAAAACGUCUGCUCGGAGGACUUCGAAUUCUUUCAUAUGGUCAGCAAGUUUCUAGCUUUGUAUGAUACGACUAGCAAAUGCAACCAGAGUGAAGCAAAAAGAUCUUCUUUGAAUCUCCAUCGCAUCUUUUGACGUGGAUAAGUAUGCGCUUUUUAUCUCUUGGCUCCUUUGAAAUCUAUCUGGUGGUGGUUUUCGUCCAUUUAUCAGUUACAGCAAGAACACGCCAGUAGGGUAUAGACAUCACAUUUGUUGGAACUAGGCAAAAAUGUCCUGCAAACUUGAAAGAGCAUGCCAUGCGCAUUCCCUCGUCCAUGACUGAAUUGGAUUCACUUUUGCAUGUAAGUCGAUAUAAAUCGACCACUUGGAUGCAAGUACAACUUACAAAUAAAAUGUGAAGAGACCCCGCCGGCCGCGUUUUUCUGUGAGAGACGCAUUUUGUUUUCACCAAGACGGACGAAGGGACAGACGAUUAAACCGCGUUUUCAAUUUGAUGUCUCUUCGCGUUCGCGCACUGCAACGGCGGCCUCGGCGCUACCGCCGGUUUAUGAAGUGGAAAGAAUUUAGCUCUCGCUCUGCCACAGUUCUAUGUAUGUUUUUCGUUUUUUCUUCCGGGAUACGAUCUCCAAGCGAAAGGUACUAAACUUGCUCACUGGGCGGGCAAGUUUUUUUUUUUCAGAUUCGCUGACGCAGGGCAGGGAAGAAAACGAAAAAGAGAUUGAUGAUUAUUAAUUUACCCACUGAGGUGGACGACGAGGGCAAGGUUUUUCCUAGGAUUUGCGGGGACAAGUAUCGGCGACGGGGCGACCAAGGAUGGCUGGCAUUUGUACGACCCCCUGGCGGAAUAUGGUAUACUUUAGUUAUAAUUUUUUCAAAAGCAAAUGCAAAGGUUAAGAAAGGUCCGGAUCGAUAAUGGUCAUUAUUUUUUCUUUAUCUUUUGCAGUACCUACUUAGCUCUAGCCAGCGAUAAAGUAAGAAUGUAAUAAAUUCCAGGUCGCAUGUUAUCCUCCGUGAUAUAAUCGUCCCCACGACCACCACGACCCGCUGCAAAUUAGGUACGAGGAAGAUGAAAAAAACUCUGCUUGGCAAGAAGCUCUGUGAGUUAGCAUGGUUUGUAGCGGCAUAUAUAAUAUCAAAUAAAGCUCGACUUGGCUUAGGCUUUCUUCUUUACUCUGGUUUUCUAAUGCUAUGCAGGUCGGGUGUUGUCGUGGUAAGGUCGUUUUUUCACAGGAUGCGUGGGCAUCGAUAUGACGGAGGGGCCGGGCGACUCACCCUGGCGGCUGUAUGCCCUGCAAAAGCAAUACAUACUUGAUGCGGGCGGCUUUGGAGUGCCGGAAUGGCAUAAAAGAGAAAAGCAACCAUGUAUAGAGAUCUGUCAUUUUGCAUUUCUUGUGGCUCAUUCGAGCGAAUCGCAAGAGGUCUGGAGGUUUUGCGAGAAGACAGAAAUAUGCAUGCCCGAGGGGAAUUUCUGGAAAGAAGCAGCAGGCUUUUACGCUCGCCAGUAGCGGCAGUUCUGCUUCUGCAGACCAAGACCGCGAUAAUUAAACUGGCUUCCAGCACGACCCAGCAUUCAUCCAUCGUGCCUUGCAGAUCCAGAUUCACCUUACGAUGAGAAUGAGAAACGUCAAUAUCAUAUCGCACGGCCAGUUCAGAAGGAGUAUCCGCUAUAAUCAUAGCCCAGAUUCUUCUACUUGAGUUUCUUUUACGUUUAACUGCAAACCCAAUCAACAUCCGGUAUUGUGCUAAUUUGCAAUGUAUCAAACGCAAAUAGGUGUGUUGGAAGAAUGCAGAUAAUUGAUACUUCUCAUGGUGCAGGUUUUGAAUCUGCCAAAUAAAGGCCUGAAAUGCACACAUCAGAGCAGCACAAAUUCUACGGAGGCUUUGCCAUGCGCUGUCUGCGUGAGAAGAAAUGCCCCCUCCUGGAAGCAAAGAGCGCAUUUCUUUUGCCGUGCCGGCUAUGCAAGACAGACUUUAUUUGCCUAUUCCAGAAUCCGCCAUCACAAGUUCGCAUUCUUCCAAACCCAGAAAUCUUUGCAAUCCAUACAAUGCAUAGGAGGUCGAGCGUGAAUAAGAGCUACCAGCUCUGCGAGAGCUACCCGCAAUGGCUGGUGGUGCCCAAGUAUCCUGUGCAAGAGUUCGAUAUCGUGCUCGCGGUACUCAUCUGUGUCUGUCCGAUGCAGCAUCUUCACCGAUUAUUGCCUUUUUGCAAGAAGGUUAGGCUUGACAAGUCGCAUUUUACUUAUUAAUUUGUUCUUCGAUUCCGAGAAUAGAAAGUUGUAGUAGAGCUGCCAGUUGUUUACGUUUAGUUGUUCUACGUAGCGAGAAAGCACUGCUCGAUAAGUAUUUCUUUUGCACUGCAUACCACGCGAGUAUCGGACCCGGUGCUGCUGGCGGUGAGUAACUACCGCAAGAAGAAGCGGAUCCCCUCUCUGAGCUGGUGCGGGGUAUUCAAGAAAAAAACAUUGUAGGUGUAACUUUUUUGGAGGAACAGCAUUACAAAUUUGUCUGGCAUGACAGCAGAAACAUGUCAUGCGCAGAUAGUACGUGAAAACGCCCUGUAAUGGACCCUACGAUGCAUGCCAAGCAUGACAGACGCAAUCACUUUGCAUGUUGCGCAUCACAAAUUUACACCAACAACGUUUUUUUCUUAGAUACGGCGGCCCCGCGCUGCACUACGCCUGCGUGUUCCGCUCCUCGCAGCCAUGCGACGGGCUUUGGGGCAACAGUUCCGAGGCGGACGAACGCCUCCUCCGGGAAAUUGCGACGGGGAAACAGAUAUCCGCAGCAAAAGCAAAACUAACGUAUUACUCAUGGUGCGCCUCCACAAUAAAGCUGCACAAGAAACUGAAACGAAGAAAGUAAGUAAUUUAGAUAAGUAUUAGACUAGAAGAAAAAAAUUAAAAUUUCACAAAAUUUUUACCGAGAAGACAUGCCCCUGUCACAGAACAAUAUGGGCAUGCAGGUGCAUGAAACUGUAGACGAUAUCAGACCUGCAGACCCACUCAUCUGCACGACUUUCUAUGUGAGUACCUGUGCACAAACAUGAUAUGGCUACCGUGUGUCUCCGCGCGUCGAUGGUUUUGCGCUGGAUAGCCAAAUAUCAAAUGCAAAUAUGUCUGGGUCUGGAAGGAUGCAAGGUUUGUCAUGCACAUUUUGCAUGACUCCUGAUGUCUGUGAUGCAUGCCCUAGCAUUAAAUAUUUCGUGAGGGCUUUCUGAUGCCUAGACCGCAUGAGAAAUGCCCCCUCACCGUGGCAAAAUCUGGACCGCUUUUGCUGCUCAUGCAAUACAGAUUUUUGUAGAAUCCAAAUGCAGCAUCACAAGUUGCAUCCUUCCAGACCCAGACAUAUUUGCAAUGCAUACCAAAUGGCCUCUCCAAGCCGCUCUUCGUCCUGGAUCUUCGUACGCACAAAUCCGCUUUGGGAAACAAGGCCGGGGGCGGCGGGUAAGAAACCAUGAAGCAGCGAAUAUUAUUGCACUAUAUUCUUCUCUUCCUUGCGAUCGCUUUACCUUUACUUCAAAGUACUUAAUACGAUGCCAUGAAGUGUAUUUUCGCACUAGGUUGAUGCACAAGUGAGUAAAAAUCUUUCCGGUUUGUUGUUUGACAAGUACGCAUUACAUUUAGUAUAGCUAUAGCUAUAGUCGUCUGGUUUAGAAGUCUCGACGACGGCACUGGUGUAGUAACUUGUGAUCGCUACAGGUAUGAGGACUACUCCUUUUGUCAGCUGGAGUUCGCGUAUCAGAGUGCCCAACUCCCCCUCCCUGUCCUUAUUUGUCGCGCAAACAGCGAAUCCAGAUCAAGUCUUUGCAUUGUUCGCAUGGCAGGCUCGGACCGCCAGAAGAGUGCUGCAACCUUGUGUAAAUUCGUCUUGCAAAUGCAAAUAAUAAACCUGCUCUCUUGCCGACGCUUGUUCCAUUCCUGUGGAUGCCCUUCUAUAAAUAAAUCAGAGGGAGGGGCAGUUGUGCACUUCCAUAUCGAGGGGAUUCCGAACAUACACGCAGUCCGAGACUCCUACGAGGUACGCAAGGGAAAAAAAGUGUGUACUUAAUGACCUAUGUUGUACUCAUGCCAUGGUCGGAGAACGUCGCGGACGUCGAUGCACGAUUCCCGGCCGAUUUUCAGCCUAUGCACAUUGCAUGAGAAACUGAAAUUAUGCAAAUUUUUGAUAUGAUUUGCCAGAUAGAUGUGAAGGAAAAGAUGUAUUUGACGUGAAGGAGAAAAUCGUGCUGCGAGCGUGGUGCCCCUGUCGCGCUGGGGAGAAUAUAAUUGCAGUCUUUUUCUUCGAAGACGGUGUACGUAGCUGUAUCUGUAUGUUGCUCGGUACUGCUGCAAAAGUGCAGAGUUAAUAGAGGAUGAACACGCUUUUUUCCCUUUGGAUACGAGAAAAUGGAGAAAGCGGUGUGUCGCAUCGCCUACAACCAAGCGGGUUCCUGUAUCAUAUCGAAUACACGGGAUACAAAACAAGUUGCAGAUGAAUCGAUGAUGUAGAAGUACUAUGUAUGUGAACCUUUUUGAUGCUUUUUGCUUUUGCUGCAGAAGAUGCUAUUGUCUCGGAAUGAUGAUAGAUUAUGUUUCUUUUUCGGUCUCUGCGGACGCCUUGCGGAUCACGAUAUGCACUGCAAACAUGUAGUCUGGGCCUUGUGAUGUGAUGAAUGAGUGAAUGUGGACUUGUUGUGCGCUUACUGCGAAUGGUUUCACGAGAACCCGUAACGCAUGAAGGAGAUAAUAAAAAGCCACGCCUCCGCCACAACAAUUGUCAUCAUUUAAAACACAGCUUGUCGUGCUGACGCGCAAUUCGACUAGCUUCUGUUCAAUGGGAUACACGUUUAGAAUAUCGUGAUCGUCCCGCCGAAGUAGAAGUGGGUAUUGGUAUGCGAUGGAGUUGUUCUCCCGCGCUCAUCUCGCAGGAAGUACGUACUAUACUGGGAUUGCAAGAAUAGAUGAAAAUGUCGAGCACUCCAUUUCCAGAGGGCAACCCGACGAAGACAUGUUUGUAGUGCAUAUCUGAUUUCCAUUUCCGUAUGAUACUCGGGUACACCGACGUGGGAAACAGCCUGUGGUUUGAGAAUCUCAGCCUGAUCCUGCAAGCGGCCGCGAACGUUGCGUGGAAAAUGCGGCAGAACCGGGCCUGUCUGGUGCACUGCAGCGACGGCUGGGUAUGCAUCAAAAAUAUUGUAGCUCCAAGUCUGGAUUUCGCUGACCACUAGCGGAGGAUCAAAAAAAACACGUGCCUAAUUAUUAAUUUUUAUUAGUACAUGAUUUGGAUUCAUGUGACAACGCGCAGCAUCAUCGAAGCAUCAAUUAUGAUCGUUAUGAUCGUUGCAUUUUUUCCAUUAGCAGCAGGGGCACCUAGUGUAGUUGUCAUGACGGAACACGUAAGUACGUUUACGUAGCCACGUGGCUAGGAGGGUUUCAAGUCGUUUACCGUGGCUUCCUGAAGACGUGAAGACUAAAUAUACCCUGAAUAUUAAAACGGUAACAAGCCCGAUGAAUGCGACACGGAAAUACAAAAGACUUGAAUUACACUGGAGAAAAACGCAACUUCGGCACAUAAAUCUAUGCAACAAGCACCAUGAAAGAGCCUCCUCCAAACCUUGAAUUAUUGAGCGAUGAAUUAGAAUUCCAGACCUGGAGGACAUAUUUACACCUGAUACGGGGACCGCACCGCGCAAAACACGACGUUGGCCAUGCUCAGUCUCGACCCAUUUUACCGCACGAUCGAAGGUAUGUUAUUUGCUUGUGUACCUAUAGGUGGGACUGGGAGAAAAUUUUUAGCAUUCAAGAACUAUUCCUGCAGGAACAUCAUCUCUCCUAGUACUUCUCUUAUGCGAUAUGAUCAAAAAUCGAGGGACAGCUCUGGUACUGCACACGGCCGCUCCUGCACUACCUCCGUAAUUGAGAAUGACCACCUUUGCUUUAUUACCGGACUCCUCUGCUGCCUCACAACAGGUUUCUGCGUGCUGAUUCAGAAGGAGUGGUGUUCGUACGGACACCAGUUUAAGACGCGGCUGGCGACCAGCCAAAAAGCGACGGGAGAAUACUCGCCGGUCUUUUUUCAGUGGCUGGACUGUGUGUACCAAUUCGCGGUCCUGCAGCACCCCGAGCGCUUCGAGUUCAACGAGCAGCUACUGUAUCAUCUGCAAAUGUGCCUGCUGAGUCGGCGCGGAAAUAAAGAUAUAAGUGUAUACUGAGUUGUGAUGCUAAUUUUUGCAUAAAAGAUGAGUGGUCACUUGUACGGUAUUUUCCCACGAUUUAUUGCAAAGUUUUUAAGUAGUCGUGUUUCGGACGACAACGAAAUGGGCUCCCUGCAGCACGACAUCAAAAGAAAUCGCUACUUCCCUCCAUGCAACACAGUAGAUCUUGUUGCCCUUCAAAUCUGCAUGACAAGUCCGGACGCAGACAAAUUUCCAAUGCAUAUGCUGCUAGACCUUACUACCUUUGCCGUUUCGAAUCAGUUUGGCACCUUCGUAUUCAAGAAGAAAUGCUGUGUCCGCGUAACUUAAAAAAACCCACAACAUGUUGAUAAAUUUGCCUUGUUACAUACUGCAUGAUGACAGCGACCAAGAAAGCGGCUUCUUUUCGGGCGUAGCUAGUACGCGUGGAUGAAGACAGAGAAAACGAAAUACUUAAGUAGAAACUACAUUUGUGAAAAGAGGCUGCUAAUGAUGUGAUCUGGCAUCACGAGAAAUGAGAACAAAGUCACACGUCACCCACACAGCUUUUUUCUUUCGAUACUUUCUGGCUGACAACGAGUCUGAGUGCUGCUCGCGGUACUUGACGAAAACGAAAAGCGUGUGGACGCACGUAUCAACUGCAGAAAUGUCCUGUGGGUUUCUUGGAGUAUUUCGUAUUAUUUCAUGCCAGCACUCUCGCCCGGUCUCCUACAUCGUGAGAAACGGACUUCAGUACGCCACCAGACAUGACAAAGUGAAAUUUUUUGAAGGGUCUCUACACGCCCACAAUGCACAAGCACCGUGAAAAACAGAAAGCGCAUUUUUGCUUGACAAACUACAUAGCACUGUUGGUUCGCUUCGUGCCACACAGGCGACUAGAAGUGCAUCAUUCGGAAUGCGCAACACACACUUACUGCCAUACCGAGACCCACGCAUUUUUGCAAUGCAUAGCAGGUUCUGGAGAACAAAACCCGCUACCGGAACCCGCGCUUCCGGGCGAAAAUCUCGCCGCACGGCGUCAACAUCGGGGAGGAUGCCGGUGCUACUACGCCACCUUCGCUGAUGGCCGCACCUCCCUCCGCAACAAGCCGCACCCUCUCUGUCACGAUCGAUUACUUGCCUAUCCAGUUCUAUCCCACAGAAAAGUUGCUAGUGCAGCACGACCUUAUCCGUUCACGUAUGAGUAUGCUCAGACAAACAGAAAAAUGAAAGAGCAUGCUAAUGCUAUCACCUCGUGCUGGAGCGGCCUAACCAGGACCAUGCUCCUGUAUUUAUUCAGCAUCUCCUCGGCAAAAAUGCUGACAGAUCCACUUUUUGCUUGUUUUCAACAGCAUGCGCGGAGGUCGUGCACGAUCAUGUUGGUGUGCUACUAGCUUUUUUCUGGGUGAUAAAUUCUCACAGGCACGGCUGAAACUGUGGGAGAAAUUCUGGCUACGGUAUCACCCACACCUGUGGCUGAUGGACCGCUCAACAUGAUGCAGUGGAUAGGUAUUUUUCGAUCGGACCACCGGUCCGGUUUGGGCUGCAUAAUUCCUUUAUAUAAUUGUUCGUAAAAAGGAUGCGACGCAGGUAGAAGUACCUGUAGCAAGGACCGCAUUCUCUCUACCGAAUUCUCCCGAUACACCCGUAGCUAUGUAGACUUUUUUAACAAAAAGAAAAAACUCAAAUAAAGAUAAAGAUGAACGCAAGAUUGAUUUGGAACCCCGACAGACGAGACCUUUUAACAAGUAUCGCAAAAAAAGACGACACAGACACUGGCAUUGAAACUGCUCCCAUUCUUAGAUAUGAUGUUGGAU
Messenger RNA from Amoebophrya sp. A120, 18691 nucleotides. The record is from the annotation of a GenBank genome assembly. Lineage: Eukaryota; Dinophyceae; Syndiniales; Amoebophryaceae.